This is a messenger RNA of Cladocopium goreaui, 1164 nucleotides long. NCBI's taxonomy places the organism in Eukaryota, Dinophyceae, Suessiales, Symbiodiniaceae. The record is from the annotation of a GenBank genome assembly.
GCGGAUUGUUUCAACGAAUUCGUUAGCAAGGCUCCAACCAAGUUGGGUCCAUGUCUGAUGAUUUUUGGUCCCUGGGGACCCUGGCCCCACUGCUCUUCCUGGGCCUAGAGGACCUAGGACGUGUUGAGGUCUGUAGCCGUGAGAUGUGGCAACGGUGCAGCCACUGCUGGCGCCAGAAGUGUCAGCAUGUGGCUGACCUCUUUGCAGCAACCGUGGAGGUUUCUUCUCUCCCCUCACUUUCGCGAGAGUUGAAACUGGGCCUUGCAUGUCUGACUGCGGGGCUGGAGCUGGAUGCUUCGAAAUUUCAGACGCUUCAGCUUCAAACCUCCAACGUCAUUUGCCUUGGACGGAAAGUCUUGAAACUUCGGAGCCAGGGCUGCCGAGGCGACCAGAGAAGGAUUUUGUUGAAGUGCCUCACCAUGGCCACCAGGCAAAGCAAGCAAUCCUUGGCGCGUGGCUCCAUGGUCAUCACUGUGGAAGAGGAGAUAUUUGAACUCCAAGUUGAGUGGAUGGAUGCAUCGGUCUUUCUGCGGCUAGCUCCACAGCGUGAGCCUGAUGGACCGCAGCAACCUUCAACUCGGUCCGUUUUGAUGGACAUCCUUCAUGUUUCUACACCGCCCUUUCUGCAUUCUUUGAGCCUCAGCGUGAGUGCUGAUUCAAAGUGGCGAAAAGCUGGCUUCAGCCCUGGACUGAUGAAGUGCCCCGAAAACUUUUUGAAGUCUUUGCGUCGGGGUCUCUUUUGUGUUAUUUCCAUCAGCCAGCAGCCCAAUGGUACUUCGCACAGCUUGGCAGCUUUGCAGUUGGAAGGUGUACGACAAAAUGACUUCUACAGGCACCGUGCUGAGAUGUUCAACUGACUCACUGGUUGGCAUUAGUUGAUAUAUUGAUAUUCAUGUAGAUUCUGGGUCAAAAUAGAAGGCGAUGGGACUUUUUGCUGUACUCAUUACCCACUUUUGACCCACACAUCAAUGUCAAUACCUCUGACGGUGGAAGCUUCGCAGCCCCUGCCAUGGUCUCAUGGCCGUGAAUUCAAGGUAUCACCACGUGUCCUCUUGGGUCGAAUUUGUACCUAGCCUAGAGCCUAGUCAUGGCUUAGUUGCACUGUUCAUUUUCGGGAUGCCGCGAGAGUGAGGUGAAGGGUUUCUUUUGAAACCCCAAUGAGCC